Messenger RNA from Ambispora gerdemannii, 390 nucleotides. Lineage: Eukaryota; Fungi; Glomeromycota; Glomeromycetes; Archaeosporales; Ambisporaceae. The record is from the annotation of a GenBank genome assembly.
AUGUCAAGUGACUCAAAAAUAGAAGAUAAACGAGGCAAACUCGGCAUAUUUUCAAAACCCACAGUACAAGACAACCAAAGCCAUGAUGAAGAAGAACAACAAGAUAACGUAAUAUUUGAGACGGGGAUAGAAAGAAUAAAGAGAAACAUGAAAGAACAACCUUUAGUUCCUGCCGGAAUGUUUCUUACCACUUUUGCUCUUGUCGCGGCCACCAUAGGAAUGCAUCGUGGAAAUGCGCGAAUGUUUCAGCAAAUGCUUCGUUUGCGUGUAGCCGCUCAAGGUUUUACUGUGGUAGCAGUAGCAUUUGGUGGCGUAGCGUAUCGUCAGCAACUUGCAAAGUCUAAUGAAAAGUUUGAGGCAGAAAAUUCGACCAAGAUACCUAAUUCAUAG